GUCAGGCGCAGCCAGCUGCUGGAGGGGGUGGUGGUUCGCGGUGGAGCCUGCGAUCCGGAUUGUGUUCCUCUCCGCUCUACUGGGAGCCAGUCUGCUGAGGGGAAGGAGAAGGAAAAGGUGGCGGCGGCGGCAGCAGCAGCAGUUGCUGCUGAUACUGUUAUUGGCGGCGCCCUUCAACAAACAUGUUCGCCUGCGUACGCUUCCUGCAGGACCAAGUGCAUCAUAUUAUACCCGUGUCCCACAUUAAAAAUUUCCACCCCACAUCCAAGUGCGACUUCAACAAGAAACAAGUUUAUCGACUGUCGCUGCCGGGAGUAGGACCUGGACCGGCUCCGGCAGGAGAGGCGGAAACAGGCACCGUUACUAAGGGGGGUCACUGCCGGAAGGCCCAGAUUCUCGCUCUGGGAGAUAGCAGACAAGAGCUGGAGAAGUUUUUGAAACUGAAAAAGUGCAAAGUGCCAAAAAUAAUUGAAAGUUUCAUUGAAGUGUCUGAAUCAGAAGAUAGUGACAGCACCGAAGAUGAAACGCAUCAAUUCAACAAUAUCCAGGAACAAGAUGUCUCCUGCUUUGAAGACAGCAGUGAUGAUGAUGAUGACCAAACACUAAAGAUUUUUGAUGAACUAAAACAUAAGUACUCUCGGGCCAAGGCCAACAAUAAAAGAUUGAUUCAGGAACUCAAAAAGGUUACUGCAAAACUUCGAUUUGCUGAAGAAAAGCAAAAAGAAUAUGAACACUUGGCAUCUGAACUACAGCGACUGAGGGACCUUAAUAUGGAUCUUCAAAAUGCACUGCUUUUGAAGUUAUUUAGAUUACCAGAACAGUACCAUGGGUCAAAUCCUGAGGAGGAGCUAAUUGACAACACAUCAGCGCAUCAACUAAUUUCCAGUCCUCCAGUAACAUCUAUUCUGCAAGACCACUUGAACAUGCAACAAAGAGUUUAUCCCUCCAAGAAAAGUCCACAUUCUCUCCUUCCAACUCCAAGUACCUCUGAUCAUCUAGAGAGUCAGAUUGAAAAUGGAAACAACAUGGUCCCAUGCCCAUGGGCUUCAACCCAAGCAAUUGCUAUGACUCAGCCUAACAUUUACUCUGUUCAGGAUGGAAAGGUUCACAUUGGAGCUAAUAUAUGGAUUGAGGAGGACAAGUGGGAAACUGUGAAACGCCAGCCAAGUGAUUCAAGAUUUACGAAGUGCUUGGCUGUAGCUGUGUGGGGAGUGGAUACCUUGAAGGACAGAAGUGUCACUGGAAUUGCAUGCAACUCUACAAAGUCAUCACCCAAGCCACCUCUUUCCCCUUAUAAAGUACAGAUUAUUAAAGAACAAUUACUGAACAGAAUACGACAAGAUGCCAAAGAUGACAAUGAGAUUCACAAGCGACUAAAUAAAGUUAAUCGAUACAUUGGGGAAAAAAUAAUGGACAUUAAUAAGCAGUGGCGCAAAGCCAAAGCAGAAAUAUCAAAAUUUAGGAACUGUGAGUGUGAGAUAGGAUUAAAAUGUGAAACUCAUGCACAUUGUGAGAGAUCUGAUGUACCCAUCAAGGAAGAGAUUGAAACCUUUAUCUAUGAAUAAUCUUGUAACAACUUAUACCUUGCAUGAUCAGAACAUUCUGUUCAUGGCUAUUCCAGUUAUUAUUAGUAUGUAACUUAUUUAAUUUGAUUAUAAUGAAAUUUGCUCAUUUUUCAUAUCAUUUAUUGACCAUAAUAUGGUACUACAGAAAGCCUUUUUCUGUUAAUUUGUAUGUAACUGUCAAGUUUUAAAUCUCAGUGUUAAAUCAUUGUACAGAUAAUUAAGCAAAUUGUAGAAUUCUACAGAAGGAAGCCAUUUAGCUCAUUGCACCUAUGUGGCCUCUCAAAGCUUCUAGUUAUUCCCCAUGACUUACCCUUUUUACAUAUCUUUUAAAUUAAAACUUUCAUUCACUUCCCUGUUAACACCUAUUAAAGAUUCUGUUGCCAAGACCUAAGAGUUGAGUUUAAAAAUAAAUAAUUAUCUUGGCCUUCGGUUGUUUUUGGCAAUGAUAAAUUUCAAUCUUUUAUUUGAUGGAUUAACGAUUAAUUGGAUGUAGUUUUCCUUCUUUACUUAAUCCAAGCUCAUUAUUCUGAAUACUGCAAAAGAUCUCAUCAAGAUAUUGGCUGUGAUUGUAAGAAAGAUUGUAGUGUUUCCUUAUAACUGAAUCUUUUCACCUCUGGUAUGAUCUUUGUGAAUCUGUUCUGUACUCUGACUGUGACCUUGAUGUCCUUCUCAAAGGAAGUUGAACAAAUCCAAAUAUAAAAUUAAAAGUGUGUCUUAACUAAUAUUAUGUAUAGCCUAAGCCUUACCCCCUUGCUUUUGUAUUCAU
Stegostoma tigrinum is the source of this 2331-nucleotide messenger RNA. RefSeq names its product BEN domain-containing protein 5-like. NCBI's taxonomy places the organism in Eukaryota, Metazoa, Chordata, Chondrichthyes, Orectolobiformes, Stegostomatidae. The transcript has 6 exons. Gene Ontology annotation, molecular function: DNA binding. Gene Ontology annotation, biological process: negative regulation of DNA-templated transcription. The record is from RefSeq and is a predicted model, not a curated record. The coding region runs from base 183 to 1565 and encodes 460 amino acids.